This is a messenger RNA of Kogia breviceps (pygmy sperm whale), 1240 nucleotides long. It is a transcript of the gene CDC34, whose product is annotated as cell division cycle 34, ubiqiutin conjugating enzyme. Gene Ontology annotation, molecular function: ubiquitin conjugating enzyme activity. Gene Ontology annotation, biological process: ubiquitin-dependent protein catabolic process; protein polyubiquitination. The record is from RefSeq and is a predicted model, not a curated record. Lineage: Eukaryota; Metazoa; Chordata; Mammalia; Artiodactyla; Physeteridae.
GCGCCCCCGGCCCCGGGCCCGUCCGCCGCCACCAUGGCCCGGCCGCUGGUGCCCAGCUCGCAGAAGGCGCUGCUUCUGGAGCUCAAGGGGCUGCAGGAGGAGCCGGUGGAGGGCUUCCGGGUGACCCUGGUGGACGAGGGCGACCUGUAUAACUGGGAGGUGGCCAUCUUCGGGCCCCCCAACACCUACUACGAGGGCGGCUACUUCAAGGCACGCCUCAAGUUCCCCAUUGACUACCCCUACUCUCCGCCGGCCUUUCGCUUCCUGACCAAGAUGUGGCACCCCAACAUCUACGAGACUGGGGACGUGUGCAUCUCCAUCCUUCACCCCCCCGUCGAUGACCCCCAGAGCGGGGAGCUGCCCUCGGAGCGGUGGAACCCCACGCAGAACGUCAGGACCAUCCUCCUGAGCGUCAUCUCCCUCCUCAACGAGCCCAACACCUUCUCACCGGCCAACGUGGAUGCUUCCGUGAUGUACAGGAAGUGGAAAGAAAGCAAAGGCAAGGACCGCGAGUACACGGACAUCAUCCGGAAGCAGGUCCUGGGGACCAAGGUGGACGCGGAGCGGGACGGCGUGAAGGUGCCCACCACGCUGGCCGAGUACUGCGUGAAGACCAAGGCCCCGGCGCCCGACGAGGGCUCGGACCUCUUCUACGACGACUACGACGAGGAGGCCGAGGCCGAGGCCGAGGCCGACAGCUGCUUCGGGGACGACGCGGACGACUCGGGCACCGAGGAGUCCUGACGCCGCGCGCCUCCGCAAAUAAACUGAUGGAGUUUACCUCAGCCGCCCACUCUCUGCCGCCGCCGCUACCUCCGGACACUGCGUCCGCCCUGUCCCCGCCGCCUCCGGGGAGGCCGCUGCGCUCGCGGCCCCGGGUGGGCCCGACGCCGCUCGGGGACCCUGGCCCGCCCGCCCCACCCACCAGCCGGAGCCAGAGACUCGGGGUCCCGGCUGGAGAGCGGACAGAUGGACUCGGGGUCACCUCUUCUCUCUGCUUGCGGUUUGUUUGGAAUCUAAAUAAAGCGACUUUAUGAGAAGCCCGAGGAGCAACCUCUCCUUGGCCUUGAGGCCGACGGGGCCCGGGCAGGGACGCAGGCCCUGGUGCCACGCGUGUGACCCGAGGCAGGCAGGCGGCAGCCGCCCCGCCGAGCCUGGAAGCUCCCCGGGGGUCUCCUGUCAGGUUUGCUGAUUUGCGGGGAGGGGCCGCAGAGACCGGGGUCUGGCCAGGCGGGGGCCU